Messenger RNA from Meloidogyne enterolobii, 515 nucleotides. Lineage: Eukaryota; Metazoa; Nematoda; Chromadorea; Rhabditida; Meloidogynidae. The record is from the annotation of a GenBank genome assembly.
AUGUGGAGAGAUUGGCCAUUUAUUUUUAGUUUUUUCCAUUUUACUUUUCUCACAACAUUAUCAUUUGCUCAUCAAUUGCCACAACAACAUGUUGAACAACAAGAGGCUAAAUUUGGUGGAGAGCAAGUUAAAGAUGAAGAACAUAUCAAAGAACAUUUGGAAGGGAAAGUUGAUCCAACGGCGCACAUGACCCCGGAGCAACUUCAAUUUCAUUAUUUCAAUAUGCAUGAUCUGGAUAAAAAUGGAAAAUUGGAUGGAAUUGAAUUAAUUAAAGCAAUUUCUCAUUAUCACGAAGAAAAUUCUGCGCAGCAAAAUGCCCCACCUGUACCCGAUGAAAGUCAACUUGAGACUAUGAUUGACACUAUAAUCAAAGAUGAUGAUUUUGAUGGGGAUGGGUAUAUUGAUUAUGGGGAAUUUUUGAGGGCCCAGAAAGUGCGAGAAGAACAAGCGAGAGCCGCCAAUCCUCCACAACAACAAUAAUGUAUAAUUUUUCUUUUAAAUAUUUUCAUGUGAUA